Messenger RNA from Silurus meridionalis, 1244 nucleotides. It is a transcript of the gene psat1, whose product is annotated as phosphoserine aminotransferase 1. The record is from RefSeq and is a predicted model, not a curated record. Bases 104 to 1228 code for a protein of 374 amino acids. Gene Ontology annotation, cellular component: cytoplasm. Lineage: Eukaryota; Metazoa; Chordata; Actinopteri; Siluriformes; Siluridae. Gene Ontology annotation, molecular function: O-phospho-L-serine:2-oxoglutarate transaminase activity; pyridoxal phosphate binding. Gene Ontology annotation, biological process: L-serine biosynthetic process. The transcript has 9 exons.
UUUUUGCACAGCCGGAAGCAGGAGAAGUGAGAGAGACCGAGCAUCGCGGGAACAUCUCAUCUCAGAUCUUCAGGUUCUUCCACACCUACAGAAAUACUGCAUAAUGGAAACGAAGAAGGUUUUUAACUUCGGGUCAGGACCUGCAAAGCUUCCACAACCUGUUUUAAACCAAGCCCAGAGAGAACUGCUGGAUUAUGACGGUAUCGGGAUUAGUGUCCUGGAAAUGAGCCACAGGACGUCUGACUUUUCCAAGAUAAUCAACUCAGCUGAAACUCUACUUCGUGAACUUCUGAAUGUACCUGAAAACUACAAGAUUUUGUUUCUACAAGGCGGAGGCACAGGCCAGUUCAGUGCUGUUCCUCUGAAUCUAAUCGAUCUGAAGGAGGGCAGAUGCGCUGAUUAUAUUGUAACUGGAACCUGGUCUGCAAAAGCAGCGAAAGAGGCCGAGAAGUACGGCAAAGUGAAUGUGGUCAAUCCCAAAGCGGACCGAUACACUGGAAUCCCGGACAGCAGCAGUUGGUCACUGAACCCUUCGGCAUCUUACGUCUACUACUGCUGCAACGAAACAGUCCAUGGCAUUGAGUUUAACUUCAUCCCUGACACCAAGGAUGUGAUUCUUGUCAGUGAUAUGUCCUCAAAUAUCCUAUCACGACCAGUUGAUGUAUCAAAGUUCGGGCUCAUAUUUGCGGGAGCACAGAAGAAUGUUGGCUGUGCAGGAGUCACUAUUGUGAUCGUACGGGAGGAUCUGCUGGGUAAAGCUUUGAAGGAAUGUCCUACUGUGUUCGAUUACAAAGUGCAAGCUGAAAAUAAUUCCCUCCACAACACCCCACCUUGCUACAGCAUCUACAUUCUGAAACUGGUUCUGGAGUGGAUCAAGAAUAACGGCGGCGCAGACGUCAUGGAGAAACUGAGCAAACAGAAAUCCUCUCUGAUAUACGACAUCAUCAGCAGCUCCAACGGAUUUUACUCAUGCCCCAUCGAUGUCACGUGUCAGAGUCGCAUGAACAUUCCAUUCCGCAUCGGAAACAUAGAUGGAGAUCAAGAUCUGGAAAAACUGUUUCUGGAAGGUGCUUCCAAACUCAGAAUGAUUCAAUUAAAAGGACACAGGUCUGUUGGUGGAAUACGAGCUUCUCUGUACAAUGCAGUGACUGUGGAAGAGACUCAAGUGCUCGCUGCCUAUAUGAAGGAGUUUGUAAAGAAGCAUCAGCCCAAUAACUUGCAGCAUUAAACUGUAGGUCAUGUUA